GUCGCAUGCGUAUUUCAAUCAAUAGUUUAUUUUUUAAGUAGUUUAUGACGGAUCUAGUAUAAUUAUGUCAAAAACUAUUAUGUCAAAAUUUUUGCCAAACGAGGACGAAAUUUCAGUUGUAGAAGUAGAGAAGCAACGUGCUAUUUAUGAUAGUUCUCUCCAACAACACAAAGACUACGGAUAUAUAAGUAAAUGCUGGAGCAAUAUUUCGGCUGUAGUUGGAAAAUCACCUGAGGAUUGCAAAAAUAGAUGGCGGAAUAUACGUGAUACCUACAUGAGGCACAAAAAAAAACUAGGAACUGGAUCUCCAGCAAUAUUAUCUAAAAAAAAAUGGCCUUUAGCUGGUCAUUUGUCAUUUUUGGAUAAUGUUGAGUAUGAAAGAAUUACGAUAUCAAAUGUGUGCAAUGAUCUUGACUCCACAAUACCUGAAAAUAGCCAAGAUAAUACCGGAGAGCCAUUGGAUGAACCAACUGUUAGAGCUGAAGAGGUCAUACACGGAAAAAGAUCKAGGGCCAAGUAUGAAAAAUCUGCAGAGUAUAUUAAAAGAAUGAACGACAGAACAGCAAUAAUAAAUAGCUUACAAGCGCAAAACGAAGCAAUUUUGGCUAGGGAAUCAUCUACUGAUGAGAUAGAUUUAUUUUUUAGGAGCAUUGCGAUUUCAGUAAACAAGCUACUUCCCAGAGGCAAAACUGAAGCUAAACUUAGUAUAUUAUCUUUAGUUGCACAGCUCGAAGAUAAAUACUUAGGUGACGCUGGAGUGCAAUACACUCAACCAACGAUUCAAACACCCACGCAAAUGAUGUUUCAAACGCCCUCUAGAUCUACAACAGAUUUCAACAAUAUUAUAUCACUUUCAAGCACACCAUCGCCAUGCCUCAGUUCUUCGUCGGCUACUUCUCAAGGAUUUGAGCCAUAUAUGUACAAUCAAUAA
Molecule: messenger RNA, 931 nt
Organism: Diuraphis noxia (Russian wheat aphid)
Lineage: Eukaryota; Metazoa; Arthropoda; Insecta; Hemiptera; Aphididae
Biological process (GO): regulation of transcription by RNA polymerase II
Cellular component (GO): nucleus; transcription regulator complex
Molecular function (GO): DNA binding
Source: RefSeq, a predicted model, not a curated record